UACAUUUCUUUUUCUGUUUGUUUGUGUAGAAUUUUGUCAUCCAGUUAAAGAGAAUUGUGAUCUUGAGUGUAACAAUGGACGUGCAACUGAUCAACAAGGAUGUGAAAUCUGCGGUUGCAAAUCAGUUUCUGUUGAGGAGUGUCCAGAAGAGGUGACCAGUGCAACAUGUCCACUCACUUGCCCAUUUGGUCUGGCUACUGACAAUGACGGCUGUGAAGUAUGUAGGUGCAAGGUACCAGCGUCCAUCAUCGCAGCCAAUGUAGCAUUGACGAUGGGACUUGAAACACUUGGCUCCCUGAUCAGGCCUCUCUACUGGAUCCCUACAGUGAAGUGCCCCACCCUAGCUGCCUGCAGUCUGUCAUGUGACCAAGGUUAUGCCACCAAUGCAGAGGGCUGCACAGUCUGUCGCUGUGUCGCACAUGAAUCAUCAUGCUCGCCAUCCUUCACCUCAAGCCAGUGUCCAAUAAUGGAUCUUUGUCCAUACGGCCUAGCAACUAGUGAAAUUGGCUGUCUUAUCUGCAAAUGCAGGCGGCCAACUCCUUGCCCUGCGACUGUGCCUAUUUUCUGCCGUAACCCUUGCCCACAUGGCUUUGCUUCAAACACGUUCGGAUGUCCGAAUAUUGCUUCAUGUGAUUGCAUAACACCAGCAAAUAGUGCAUUGUGUCAUCCAGAAGUCAUACAGAACUGUAAGCGACAUUGUUUCCAUGGCUAUGCAACAGAUAGCGAUGGCUGUGAGAUCUGUAGAUGUCGAAUGCCUUUUACCCUGGGGGCGUUCUUCUCGAUUGCUGCUCCGGUGUUCAACGUGUUCUGGCAGGAGACCAACCAUCCUCACAUGCCAUAUGCUGAAACUUCGUUGGUCCCAGCCUCCCCCUGUCCCUUGGUAGACAGCAGAACAUGCCAGGAAGACUGCCCCAAUGGGCUGGCUACGGACAUGGGAGGUUGCCCUCUAUGUAGAUGCAAAACACUGGCAGAGCUCUGUCCAAGGGUAGACCCAGUGAUUUGCCCUCAGGUGAAUGCUUGCCCAUAUGGGCUUGCCACUGGACCAACAGGUUGCGACAUCUGCAUAUGCAAAGAUAAAGUAUCUUGUGAGCCUGUCAACCACCUGACCUGCUCAACUUCAUGUCCUCACGGUCAUGCUACGGACGAAAAUGGAUGCGAGAUCUGUCAACGGUGUUUAAAGCAUGCUGGAGAUUGUCCACCAGUGAUUGACUGUGAGAAACACUGUUCAUAUGGCUAUGCAUCAAAUGACGAAGGCUGUCCUGUAUGCAAGUGUAAACAAGCAGCCAGUCAUUUCCCGCUGAGGAGCACCCUGCAUUCAGAACUCUUUGACACCUAUAUGACUACAAGAUGCUCUGCUGUGUCAUGUGACCUCCACUGUCACCAUGGCUACCAAUUAGAUGCCAGGGGGUGUGGCCUGUGUGAAUGCAUACCAGGUAAGUAACAGAUACUUGUGUAAUU
Strongylocentrotus purpuratus (purple sea urchin) is the source of this 1458-nucleotide messenger RNA. Its product is annotated as cysteine-rich motor neuron 1 protein. Bases 272 to 1441 code for a protein of 389 amino acids. The record is from RefSeq and is a predicted model, not a curated record. NCBI's taxonomy places the organism in Eukaryota, Metazoa, Echinodermata, Echinoidea, Camarodonta, Strongylocentrotidae. The transcript has 11 exons. Gene Ontology annotation, molecular function: serine-type endopeptidase inhibitor activity.